Theobroma umbraticum is the source of this 2308-nucleotide messenger RNA. The record is from RefSeq and is a predicted model, not a curated record. Lineage: Eukaryota; Viridiplantae; Streptophyta; Magnoliopsida; Malvales; Malvaceae.
UUUCGUUUCACCGCAGGCAGCUCCUCCUCCUUUUCACUCCUCAAUCUAUCAGGUUUCAUACAGAGAGAAGUUUCUGGAAAAAUUGUUCAAAAAAUCUUCAUGGCAGAUGCUAUUGACCAAUUUCCGGACUUGGGGAGUGUGUAUAAAAUUUCUAGUCGCCAAGUUAAUCAAGUAAGUCCGAAUGUGGCAGACAUCACGCUAGCUUCUACACAGGACGGUGACAAGGAGAACUCAUGGGAAUCCAAAAGCAGAGUUGCUGCAAAUUCAUGGUUUCGUCAAGAUUCUACUCCUAAUGCAUGGGGACAUCCAAAUGUGAUUCAGAAACUUAGAAUGCAAAGUAGUAGUGGUUCAGAAAAGGCUACUGGCAAUGCCUGGCCAACUCAAAAUGCUGUUUCUUUGAAUUCCUGUGGAUAUGGUGGUGCAUGGAGUCAACAAGGUGAUGGAACAAGGGGAAAUAGUUGUAUAGAAUCUCCAUCUGCAGAGCAUGGGUGGAAUGGCCUUGCUCUAGCUUGUUUCACUUUGUCUAAUAGUUGUCAGGAUGGUCAAGUAAAAACUGACCACCAAGUUCGUGAUAUUUCUGAUGACAGGAAUGGAGGUAAUGAAUGUGAUUAUGAUGGCUCUGAUGUUGUUUAUGAUAGUGAUGAUCUCGAUGACUAUGAGUCUGAUUCGGAUGAAGAUGAGAAGAGUCAUGAAACACGCAAGAAGAGCAAAUGGUUCAAUGGAUUUUUUGAGAUUUUAGAGAAACUGACUGUUGAGGAGAUUAUUUCACCAGUUCACAAGUGGCACUGCCCAGCUUGUCAAGGCGGGCCAGGAGCCAUCAACUGGUAUCGAGGUGUGCAACCCCUAAUGACUCAUGCCAUGACUAAAACAACACGGAGAGCAAAGAUGCAUCGAGUGUUUGCAGAACUUUUGGUUGAGGAGAUGCGCAGGAGAGGAACUUUCAUUAAACCAGUUAAUGAUGCAUUUGGCAGAUGGGAAGGGCUGAAUAAUAGAGUUGCAGAUCAUGAAAUAGUUUGGCCUCCAAUGGUUAUCAUUAUGAAUACAAGAUAUGAACAGGAUGAAAAUGGCAAGUGGACUGGAAUGGGAAAUCAAGAGCUUCUCAAUUACUUCAGCUCAUACGCUGCAGUAAAAGCAAGACACUCAUAUGGUCCACAAGGGCACCGGGGGAUGAGUGUCUUGAUCUUUGAGAGCUCGGCAGCAGGGUAUUUAGAGGCUGCACGUCUGCAUAAACAUUUUAAAGAGCAAGGGAGAGAUAGGGAUGCUUGGGAUUGUUCUCGGGUUCCAUUCUGUCCAGGUGGGAAGCGCCAACUCUACGGUUACAUUGCCAUUAAAGAAGACUUGGAUAUAUUUAACCGACACUCUCAAGGAAAGUCCAAGCUGAAAUUUGAGAUGAAAUCAUACCAAAAGAUGGUUGAGAGCCAGAUAAAGAAGAUAAAUGAUGAUAGUCAGCAGCUUACCCGACUUAAAAAGAAGGUUGCUCAAGAACAGCAGCACUCACAAGCCCUUGCAGAGUCUCUAGGUCGAUUGAGUGAGAAGCUGCGCCAGACAACAAAGGAAAAUUAUAUUAUGAGGCAGCGAACUAGAUUGCAGCAUGAGCGGAACAGAGAAGAGUUGGGUGCCAAAGAACAAUACUUUAAGGAGAAAAUCAAUAUCAUUUACCAAGCCAUAGACUCUAAGGAAGAUAAUUUUGAGAAGCUGCAGAGGGCAGCAAGGGAGAGAGUUAAGCAGUCAAAUGCAAAUUCAACAAGUAAUGAAGUUGAGUACAGUGCUACAGAGAUGGAAGAAAAUGCGAGGUCCGUGAUAAUCGAGGAGAAAAGGAUGGAGGCAUUCGAUGCAGAGAGGGAGAAGCUGAUGAAAAGUCAUCAAGACAGUAGGUUGGAAAUCACACAGAGGUAUUGGGAGGAGCUGAUUGAGCUUGAGAAAGGAUUUGAAAAUGAAUUGACCCUGCUCAUGGAAAAAUACACCCCAGAUUGCCUUGAGGAAGUGACCACCAACAGCCUUAGCCGACUAGACAAGAGAGGAACAAGAGAUAUGAAAACAGGAUAGAUGGCAGUGAUACUAUUCCCAGAAGGCAAGAAGCAUACAUAAUUUUUUGCUUUGAGAUAAAUAUACACCAGUUUUGUACCUAAGAUACUUCAGUUUUCGACACACAGAUAAAAAGAAGAAUGGGGUCGGGGAGAACACUAAUACAUUGAAACUUCAAGUUCUUUUACAUGUCUGAGGAUGCUUUUUCUGUUUCAUCUGUUUGACAAUGACAAAUUGAACUCAAUUUUUUCUCACAUCUAUUGAUAUAAUUUUGUUGCAUAUA